AUGAUACCCCCGGCGUGGUCGGAGGCGAGGACCCUGGUCCCGCGCGUCGCGGACGGCCUCGAGGAGGACCCCAGGGGCGUCCCGUGCCUGUCCUGGCAUCCCACGUCCGCGCUCCUCGCCGCGUCGUGUAACAAACGCGUCUUUCUUCUCGACGGCGCGACCGGCGCGGUGACCGACGUCUUGCGCCUCCCCGCGCCCGCUACCGCGCUCGCGCACGCGCCCGCGCGCUUGAACGGCGUCCUCGUCGUCAUGCUUCACGACGGGAGCGUGCACGCGGUGGACAGGGUGGACGGCGCGGCGCCGCCGGCGCUUCGACGGCUGCAUCACGCGACGUUGAUGAACGCGCCGCCGCUCGGGGGGAGCGCCGAUCAACGACGCGGGCAUCUCGCGUUCAGCGAGAGGGCGGCGGCGCCGUGGGUCGUGUUCGCGGCGGCGGGAGAUAAAACGCUUCGCGCGGCGCCGUUACGCGCCGGAAACCCUGGCUACGGCGGCGGGGAUCUUCUGCGACUGAAGAACGAGCACAAGAGACCGAUAGCGUGUCUCGCGGGGCUCCCUUCCCAGGGCGUCGUCGUGGCCGGGUACGUCGACGGUCAAGUCCGCGCGUACGACGUCGUGAACGCGGUCGUGAAGUGCGCGUUCCGUCUGAACCCGAUCCUUCGCGCGGUGAGUGGACACGGCGGGAAAGGAGGGAAGAAGGGCUUCGGGUGGGGUAAGACGAGUAAGAAGGGAUCGAGUAAGUCGGGCGGAACCGGGGGCGGCGUCCCCGCGCCGACGUCCGUCUGCGCGUUCGCGAAGCCCGGCCGCGGGGAAGACCGACCCGGCGCGUGCGUCGUCGUCGUCGGCGACGCAGGCGGGCGUCUCUCGCUCUGGCCGAUCGACGAGCCGACGACGACGAUGAGCGGGUUCGGAAGCGGCGGCGGCGGCGGCGCUGAGAGCGCCGCCGCAUCCGCGUCGCGGGAACCUCGCGUCGAGUCCCUCGACGAGUGCUUCGUCGGCGACGGCUCCGUCCUCUCCGUCUCCCCGCUCCCAAACAACGCGGGCGUCCUCGCGCUCGUCGGCAGCGCGAUGGGGAUGCACGGCUCCGGCCACGGCCCGCCCGCGAGCGCGCUGCAGACGCGCGCGUUUGUGGACGCGAGACGCGUCGACCGCUUCGCGCGCCGACGCGGCGCCGCGCCGUCGACGCCCGCGCUGCCGCCGUCCGCUUCGCGCGCUCACGCGCGAUCGCACCCCGCGCAGGCGCGCUGCGCGGCCGCCGCGGUCGGCGGGCACGGCGUCGGCCACGGGCUCGGCGCGCCGUUCACCGUGUGGCUCGCGGAGAGCGCGGGCGGCGCGGCGCCGGGACGAAGCCUCUGCGAGCUCGCCGCGGCGGACGACGUCUCCGUCGCCGCCGCGAGCGCGGCGUCGCCGCCGGCGCGCGCGGGAGAGACGUAUCUCCUCGGCGACGGCGCGGUGUGGGCCGUGGACCUCGCGCGCGGGCCGGAGGCGAUCUUCAAGGCGUCCGUGCCGCCGCCGCCGCCGUCGGAGCCGAGCGCGGUGCCCGCGCGAAUCGCGUCUUCGCGCUCGGGGCCGUUCCGCGCGUUUUUGGUCGCGAUGCAGGGUCCCUCGCUUUCAAUCCCGACACACCUCGGCGCCUUUCAACGCCAACUGACGCCUUUCAACUCCACCCCGACGUUCCGCGCGUUUUUGGUCGCGAUGCAGAGCCCCGCGACGGACGCGCCGCCGCACGCGAUCGUGCUCCUGCGCGAGACGCUGACGCCGGUGAAGCGGACGACGCCGCCGCCCGGGGCCUCAGGGUCCGCGAGAUCCAACCAGCGCGCGGACGCGGGCGCGAGCGCGGUCGCCGCGCCGCCAGCUGUGCGUUCGCCGCCAGACGCGCCGCCGCCGCCGCCGGAGAUGCAAAAGACAACGCGAGCGACCGUCGUCGCGGGCGCGGACGCGUGCUUCGUCGGUGACGGCGACGCCGCGUACGCGGUGUUAGAACGCGGCGGAAACGCGGUGACCGUCUACCCGUGCGGCGGCGACGCGACGAAGGCGAGCGCGAGGUACGCGCUGGCGGACGCGCCCAGAGGCCCCGGCGCGGCGAACAGGGUGUUUCGCGGGCCCGGACCCGCCGCGCUCGCCGGCGCGGUCGGCGGGCGGUUCGGCGUCCUGAAGACGUCGAACGACGGCGUCCCCGGCGGCGAAGGGCCGAAGAUGACGAUGUCCCCGGGGAGCGUUCUCGAGGUUGGCCGCGGAGGGAGGAAGCGGCCGGCGGCGGAUCCGAACGAUCCGUUCGCGGCGGGCGUGGAUAACGCACUAUCCACGGGCGUUACGAACCCAAGUAACAACACCGCCGCCGACGACUACACGUGGGGCGGGUGUGCGAUCUUGACGAACCGCCGCCUGCUCCUGUGCCAGUUCGACGGCGACGGCUCCGCGGCGCAGGACUACGCGUGCGCGCUGACGAUUCGAUGCGAACGCGUCGUCAGGGACGGCGACGGCGAGAACCAAAUCGGCUCCAUCCUGUGGGUCGGCCCGUCGCUGCUCUUCACGCACCGCGACGGGAUCUCGUGUCUUGGCUGGGACGGCGACGUGUGCGCGCUCGCCAGCACGGGCGUCGGCGGCGGCGACGGCGCGCUCUUGACCGUCACGGAAGACGCGGCGUUGGCGUUGCACGUCACCGGCGGCGGCGGCGGCGUCGCCGCCGCCGCGCCCGCGGUGGUCUCUCGCCCCAUCGCGCUCUUCGACGCGAUCGCCUUCGGGUGGGGCACGCUGUGCGCGGCGCGCAGAGACGCGGGGCUGCCCCCGCCGGUCGACGCGCGAGAGGCGGUGGCGCGCGCGGCGGGGCGGCACGACGCGAGCCGCGCGUCCGCGAAGACGUUGGAGCGCAUCGCGAGCGCGAGACGAGGCGCGGGGCUUCCCGGGCUCGCCGCCGACGUCGCCGCGCGCGCGACGCACGUCCCCGCGCACUCGCGCGCGGCGUACGCGUCGCGAGCGUUUCGCGUGACCGCCGGCGUGGAGACAUUGCGGCACCGAUUGAACGCCGCCGCGGGCGGCGAGGAGUCGCACGCGAGGGCGCCCGCGGCGGUCGUCGACCCGGACGUCGCCGCGGCGACGCGCGAGGCGGCGAAAGCCGCCGCGGAGAUUGGCGACGCCGCGGGCGCGUUCGCCGCCGCCGCGAUGGCCGUCGGCGCGACCGGCGGGAAGGACCACGGGCCGCUGACGAGCUUGUGUCGCAAGGGCGUCGCGUCGCGCGCGGGCGACGGCGGGUUUCCGAUCAUCGAGCGGGAGGUGCAGCGCGUGCUCGCGCCGGGGCCGGUGAAAGACGCAGCGCUCGCGCGGCGGAAGCCGCCGAGGCGGUUCACGCCGCCUGAUCCGCCGCCGGGCGAGGGGCGCGCGCUCGGAUGGAUGGCGAUCACGCCGACGAUAUUGACCGACGCGACGAACAAGAACGCGGACGACAACGCGAACGCGAACGCGAACGCGAUCGCGGCGGGGAGAGAGGUGAGCCGAGCGCCGACGUUGUCGCACCUCGACUGGUUGGGACGGAGGGUGAAGGGCAGCGGCGUCGGGAUCGGCGGCGUCGAGGGCGACGGCAGCGAGCUCUCGGGCGCGCCGCGGGGAGGGGGAGGGGGAGGAGGAGGAGGAGGGCGCGGGGACGGAAGACCGCCCGCGCGGUCGGACAUGGGCUCGUCCGUCGUUCCCGGCGGCGGCGGCGGGGGAUCGCCCGCGGGCGUCGUCGCCGGCGCCGGGUCGCCGGUCACGUCCUUCGCCGCGCGCGCGGCGGAGCAGCAGCGGCAGCGCGAGCGCGCGCAGCAGUACGCGGUGCAGCACCCGGGGGACGAUGAUGACGACGACGACGACAGCGACGAUAGUGACGAAGAAACGCGCGGGGCGCGGCGGUUACACUUUAGCGAAGGGCACCGAGGCGGCGUCGGCGAAGAAAAUCAGGCGCCGCCGCCCGGCGCGGUCGCGGGCGGCGCCGCGCUCGCGCUCCCGCCGCCCGCGGGAAGCCAGGGAAGUCAGGGAGGACAACAGCUGUCGCCGUUCGGCGCCGCGCCCGCGUCGGCGACCGCGGGUCCCGGCGCUAUGGUGCCGUACGAUCCGUUCGCGGACGACGAUCCGUUCGGCGCGGCGGCGGCGGCGCUCGGCGGCGGCGGAGGCGGCGGCGGCGCGAUGGCGCUUCCCGCGCCGCCGGGGCUGGGGAACGAUCCGUUCGGGGACCCGGUCCCUGUCCCGGGCGGGUUCGGAGGUGGCGGCGGCGGCGCGAUGGCGCUUCCCGCGCCGCCGGGGCUGGGAGAUGACCCGUUCGGCGAUCCGUUCGGCGGCGGCGGCGGCGGCGGCGGCGGCGGCGGGUUCGAGGCGAACUUUGGCCAGCUCGCGCUGCCGCCGCCUCCUCCUCCUCCUCCGCCGGCGGCGGCGGCGUCGUCCGCGAUGAACGACGACGAUCCGUUCUCGCGACCGAUCGAGAACGCGGACUUCUUCAGCCAGGCACCCGCGCCGGUGCCGACGUCGAUGCCCGCGUUCGAAACGCAUCCACGACCGCCGUUAACGCCGCUGGCGCCGCCGCCGGCGAACGAGCUCGACGCGUACGGCACGCCCGCGACGUCGCCCGCGGCCGCGACGGGGUCGUUCACCGCGUUCGAACCGGCCGCGUCGGUCGUUCAAGCGCCGCCGCCGCCGAUGACGAUGCAUCCGCUGCCACCGAUGGAACCGCCGCCGGCGCCUCCGCCGCCGGCGCCUCCGUCGGACGACGCGUACGCCGGGUUCGCGCCGCCGCCCGGGGCUUUUCAGCUGCCGCCGGCGCCGCCGGCGCCGCCGCCGGCGGUGGCGCCGGCGCCGACGGACCCCGCGCACGAGCCGACGCUGCGGAUGAUCGCGAGCGGGAUGCGCGCGCUGGAAUCCAACGCGUUCGAGGCUGCGGAGGCGUCGUUCAUCGCCGCGGUGAAGCUCGCGGUGGGCGGAGGAGGCGGCGCCCCGCGCGGCGGCGCCGCCGGCGAAAAAAUCUUGAAAAAACUCGUCGCGUACGCGUUCGCGUCGCGGCUCCUCCGGAAGUGCUCUCUGAUCGCCGCCGCUGUCGCGUCGUCGCCGACGUUCUACGACGGCGUUCCUCCUACCACGUCGUCCGGAGACGACAAGAGCAAGAGGCGGGCGGCGUGGGCGGCGCCGAAGACGGCUGAACGCGCCGCCGUCGCCGCGGAGGUGCGUUCGCAUUUACACUGGUUCCCAUACGACCCCGUUCGCGUGGUGAACGCGAUUCCUUAA
Molecule: messenger RNA, 5244 nt
Organism: Micromonas pusilla CCMP1545
Lineage: Eukaryota; Viridiplantae; Chlorophyta; Mamiellophyceae; Mamiellales; Mamiellaceae
Exons: 8
Coding region: 1-5244 (1747 amino acids)
Biological process (GO): actin filament polymerization
Cellular component (GO): actin filament
Molecular function (GO): protein binding
Source: RefSeq, a predicted model, not a curated record